CAUGGCGGCGGGCGUCCGAGCAGCAGAUCCUCGGAGGUCGCGUAGCGGGAAGGAAGUAGUAAUAGACCGGCUGGAAAAAUCACCAAACGAUAAGUUACGGGAUGUCGACAAGCGUGUGCCACAGCCAGCUGACGCUCACCUCCGAGCCCGAAAAAUUUAGAAAUCCGCCAUGGUGGAAUCGCCGCACAAAAUUAGAGAGGACGCUUUGCUUCGUCACGGUGACCUCUCUACUCAUGCUGUCCGUGAUGGCCGCAGCCCUUGCCGUUUUCGGAUACCUCUAUCAAAAGAACAUAGAUUCCCGGCAAGCCAUCUACGUACCCUCCAACAGCGACCGCCUCGUCUCCCCCAAUUCGUCUGACAUCUCGAAUGUGUGCCUGACACCCGGAUGCGUCAAGGCAGCUGCCACUAUCCUGUCCAACAUGGAUGAAUCCGUGGAUCCCUGCGAUGACUUCUACCAGUUCUCUUGCGGGGGUUGGCUGAACACGCACGCCAUUUCCGAAGACAGGUCGUCCGUGUCGGUGUUCUCGGAAGUGCAAGAUGAUCUCAAUCUCAAACUCAGAGUUUUGAUGGAAAAGAAAGUAAGCGGAUCAGAGCCAGACUUCGUGAGAAUGAUAAAACAUAUGUACAUUUCCUGCAUGGAUUUGAAACAAAUCGAGGCUCUCGGCAGCGAGCCCCUCCUGAAGGCCCUCGAGACUCUGGGUGGGUGGCCCGUGGUCGAAGGGGAGAAGUGGGACAAGUCCAAGUUCGACUGGAUUGAUACCCUCAUCCACUUCCGCAAGUUGGGCUACAGCCAUGACAUCCUCCUCGAUCUCUCCGUCACCGCGGACUACAGGAAUAACACGGUUCACAUCAUAGAUUUGGAUCAGACAUCUCUCGGGAUGCCCGACCGGACCUACCUGGUGAGGGGCCUGAACGAUUCUUCGACGGCAGCUUACUUCAAUCUGAUGGUCAAGGCCGCCAAGAAGCUCGGUGCCAACGAAGAGACAGCGGAGGAAGAACUGAUGCGAGCCCUCAACUUCGAGAUAACUCUCGCCAACUUUUCUUUGCCACGAGAAGAGCGUCGAAACAUCAGCAAGUUGUACAACAAGUACACGGUCCAGAAACUGCAAGAAUUGGUUCCCCAAAUUAAUUGGCUGAAAUAUUUCAACGGUCUGCUAAAUGAUCCAAUCUAUCAUAACGAGUCUUUAAUCAUAGCCGUCCCCGAUUUCAUUAUUCGCUUCGCAGAUUUGAUGAUGAACACCGAUAAAAGAGUGAUUGCCAAUUACAUGAUGUGGCGUGCUGCCGGACAAACUUUGUCUCUGCUGUCGAAGGACUGGCGUGCCCUAGCCCAAGAGUACAGCACGGUGAUCACGGGAAAGAGCCAGGAGGAACCGAGAUGGGAACAGUGUCUCUCCUCCCUAUCCGGCAGCCUGGGUAUCGCGCUCAGUUCUUAUUACGUGCGAAAUUACUUCAAGGACGGCAGCAAGGAUUCGGCUCUUGAAUUGGUGAAAUACAUCCACAAAGAGUUUCACACCAUUUUGGACAACAUCGACUGGAUGGAUGAAGGAACAAAAAAGCAAGCCAAAGAGAAGGCAAAUACAAUAAAACCUUAUAUCGGUUAUCCUCAUGAGCUUCUGAAUGAUACUGCGGUUAUGGAACUUUAUGAAAAUCUGACGAUUACCAAUGGCAGCUACUUCGACAAUAUCAUGAAUCUCAGAAAAUGGUCCACCGAUUAUGCAUUUGAUCAACUUCGCAAACCCAACAUCAGAGGAGAAUGGAAAAAGCAUGCGAGAGCAGCAGUCGUUAAUGCCUUUUACAAUGCCUUAGAAAACAGCAUAGAAUUCCCUGCAGGAAUUUUACAAAAUUCUUUCUUCAACAAGGAUCGACCACAUUAUAUGAACUUCGGUGCCAUCGGAUACGUUAUUGGCCAUGAAAUUACUCAUGGAUUUGAUGACAGAGGUCGACAGUUCGAUAAAGAUGGAAACAAUGUCAACUGGUGGGACGCGACCACAGAUGAAAGAUUUAAGAAGAAAGCUCAGUGCAUCAUCGAACAGUACGGUAACUUCACAGCAGAAAAUGGACUGAAGGUAAAUGGCAUCAAUACGCAAGGAGAGAACAUUGCUGAUAAUGGAGGACUGAAAGAAGCUUAUUGGGCCUACCAUUCAUGGGUGAAAGAUCAUGGAGCUGAACUGAAACUGCCAGGCUUGAAAUAUUCUCCAAGUCAACUUUUCUGGAUUAGUGCAGCUAAUGUAUGGUGUGGCAAAUACAGACCAGAAGUUUUAAAACUGAGAAUUAUAUCAGGAUCCCACAGUCCACCUCAAUUUAGAGUGAUUGGCCCCAUGUCUAAUCUUCCUGAAUUUUCCAAAGAAUUUCAGUGUGAGCCCGAUUCAGCAAUGAACAGAAAGAACAAGUGCCAAGUAUGGUAAUACAUUGAUAAGAAGGACUAAUUUCAUAAAACCAUAUAUUUAAAUAAUUUAUUUAAAGGCGAUGAGUGCAAAUAUAGCACUGGAGUUUUUAGAUUCAUGUGUAAAAUUGUUUUUAUAGCAUUUGUACAGUCGACACAUUUUUAAGUUUCCUUUUUAUAAUAAAAUAUAAGAAAAUUU
Argiope bruennichi is the source of this 2582-nucleotide messenger RNA. RefSeq names its product neprilysin-2-like. Gene Ontology annotation, molecular function: metalloendopeptidase activity. Lineage: Eukaryota; Metazoa; Arthropoda; Arachnida; Araneae; Araneidae. Gene Ontology annotation, biological process: protein processing. Gene Ontology annotation, cellular component: plasma membrane. The transcript is spliced from 21 exons. The coding region runs from base 102 to 2405 and encodes 767 amino acids. The record is from RefSeq and is a predicted model, not a curated record.